UCCUACCAAUAUUCAUCAACUCAUCAACUUUUGGAGUAAAGAUGAACUUCAAUUUCCUCAUAGAUUUCUUAACAUCUUCGCUAAUUGCAGCAUCCAUUGCGUGGGUAUGCAUACUUAUUUCCCGAGCUCGAAAAUCAUCCAAACUCCCGCCGGGCCCGUACGGGCUCCCGGUUAUCGGCAACAUCCUCCAUCUCGGCCCCAAACCCCACCGCUCCCUCGCCGAACUAUCCCAGAAAUACGGGCCCGUGAUGUCGCUCAAGCUAGGCAGCAUUACAACCGUUGUCAUCACCUCAGCAGAAACCGCAAAACUCGUGCUUCAAAAACACGACUCCUCCUUCUCCAACCGAACCCUUCCGUCCGCUUCCAAAGCCCUCCGCCACCACGAGUUCUCCGUAGCGUGGCUACCCGUGGGAAGCCAGUGGCGGAAGCUGCGGAAGAUAUGCAGAGAGCAGAUGUUUUCAGCUCCGCGGCUUGACGCCAGCGAGGGUUUGAGAAGAGAGAAGCUGCAGAAGCUGCAAGACUUCGUGGCAGAGCGCAGCGACCGCGGCGCCGCCGUGAACGUAGGAGAUGCCGCGUUCACAACGGCGCUGAAUCUGAUGUCGGCGUCGCUGUUCUCGGUGGAGUUCGCGCGGUUCGAUUCGGAGUCGUCGCAGGAGAUGAAGGAGGUGGUGUGGGGAGUCAUGAAAGCCGUCGGAAGCCCUAAUUUGGCUGAUUAUUUUCCGCUGCUGAAACCGGCGGAUCCGCAGGGGAUUUUUAAGGCGGCGGAGUAUAAUUAUGGGAAGCUGUUUGCGAAAUUGGAUGAGAUAAUAGACGAGAAACUGAAAUCGGAGGGCGAGAAACGCGAUUUGGUGGAAGCGCUUCUUGAGAUCAACCGAAGAGAUGAAACUCAGCUUAGCCGAGAUGACAUAAGACAUCUCCUUCUGGAUCUAUUUGUUGCAGGAACCGACACGACUUCAGGAACAGUAGAAUGGGCAAUGACGGAACUAAUACGCAAUCCUCAAAAAAUGGCCAAGCUCAGGAGCGAAAUAAGGAGCUUCAUGUCUAAAAAUGGGAAGCAACAAGUUGAAGAAUCAGACAUCUCAUCGCUGCCAUAUCUGCAAGCAGUGGUGAAAGAAAACUUCAGGCUACACCCCGCAGCCCCUUUCCUAGUACCCCACAAAGCCAAUUGUGAUGUGGAAAUAAACGACUACAUCGUACCAGAAAAUGCCCAGAUUCUCAUCAAUGUGUGGGCGAGUGGCAGAGAUUCCAAUAUCUGGAAGAAUCCAAAUGAAUUCUUGCCGGAGAGAUUCUUAAAUGAAAAUGACAACAUAGAUUUUAAGGGCAGAGAUUUCGAGCUGAUUCCAUUUGGCGCGGGAAGAAGAAUCUGCCCCGGGUUGCCAUUGGCUGAUCGGAUGGUGCAUCAGAUGUUGGUGACAUUUGUGGGAAAUUAUGAGUGGAAACUGGAAAAUAUGAAGCCAGAAGAAAUAGAUAUGAAUGAGAAUUUUGGAAUUACGCUUCAAAAGGCAGUACCUCUCAAAGCAAUUCCCACCAAACUAUGAGUCGACUUAUAUAGUUUCUAUAUCUACGAAUAUGUGACUAUGUAUAAAUAAAUGUGUACCCUAUUUGAACUAGAAACAUAGGUCUAUGUUACUUUGUGUUUGUUUAUUGUUAUUAUUAUUUUGGUUUUAUAA
Salvia hispanica is the source of this 1670-nucleotide messenger RNA. RefSeq names its product cytochrome P450 76T24-like. Gene Ontology annotation, molecular function: monooxygenase activity; heme binding; iron ion binding. NCBI's taxonomy places the organism in Eukaryota, Viridiplantae, Streptophyta, Magnoliopsida, Lamiales, Lamiaceae. The record is from RefSeq and is a predicted model, not a curated record.